AUGGGAUCGAAGCGCGUUCGACAAGCCUGCACGGUUUGUCGAGACCGCAAGGUCAGAUGCGAUAGGGUCCAACCGAGCUGCGGGCGAUGCCUACGCCUUCACGAGAGAUGCAGCUAUGAUACUUCAUCUGGACCUACGGAUCUUUCACGUCAAGUUCGAGAGCUUCAGGCUCGCCUAGAAAGGGCAGAAGAAAGAUUAUCAGCAAGCAGGCUGGGUAGCCUGGAGACUGGAAAUCCUUUGCCGGGAUCAGGGGUCCCACCCUUAAUGCCCCUGACGGAGAAUAUUGACCUCCUACCUUUUGUACCUUUGGCCGACAUCAACUUCGAUGCUCAGCUGCAGCCUCCUGCCCCGACGGGUUUUCUCGACCUUUUUGCACAGCCUAACACAGAGAGCCUUUCUCAAGAUGCAUCAUCAGUGAAUAUUGGCCAAAGUCAGUUCGAUUUGAUGCGCGAUGCUGAGACUGCAGCGGCCAUGUCUGAACUGCAAUUCCCGGUGGGAUCUCUGCCACUCAAUUCAGAGCAAAUGAAAGAUGGUACGACGACUGACAAUGGAAAACAUGGGGCGUUCGGGCCAGGACCCCUUGAGAAGGAAUGGACCGUUUUACAUCGCCUCUUCUUCGAGUUCGUCUAUCACUCGCUCCCAAUUCUCCAUCAAGAUCGGUUCUUCGAAGAAAUGGCUAUGCAACCUCAUCCCCGCCCACUACUCGCCUUGGGCUAUGCAGUAGCCCUUGUGAGUGCAGCCAUCUCACCACUCCAUCAACAUCUGCAGAAGAAAUAUUAUGGCAUGGCGAGAAAGCUGCUGGAGGAAUGUGAAAUGGAAGGGGAUGGAGCAGAAUUUGCCAACCUCAACAUCUUCCAAGCCUUGCUCUUCUUGCUGAGAUAUGAGAUCAUGGCAAGUCAGAUCACUAGAGCUUGGAUGACACUCGGCCGAGCAAUUAGACUUGCAAGCGUGCUCAAUCUUCAAAAGAUGGAUACUCGAGUUGCGGGUAGAAUCGUGCCAGGUCUUCAUGUGAAACUGCCCCCAACGGAAGAUCUCGUGUUGCUCGAAGAGCGAAGGCGUUCGUUUUGGUGUCUUUUCAUACUUGAAACUUAUGUCAAGACCCGAUCUGGAAUGCCUUGCCAGCUUGGACAUGCAGCGUCGUUUGAUGUCAACCUACCCUCACCUGGGCUGCUCAAUCGGAGGUUAACACCAACCGACAUGCCAUUUCUCCGAGAUGUCACUAAGAGCAACGAGGAACUCUCCUCGUACGCUGCCUGUGUCGUCAUGGUAGAUCUCGCGAUUCAAGCAUAUGAACACGCAGAAUUAUCGCAAUCGCAAACUCAGGGGUACUGGGAUCGCCACUUCGCCAUGGCGAGACUGACUCAAGAAUGCUCCGCAAAGAUGGGAAACCAUCUAAGUAAAGAGGCUGCGGUUGGUGACCCUAUUUCUCUGUCGAAUCAACUCAACUUGGGCGCCAUCAAGAUUAUGCUGCACGAAACCGCUAUCAGCAAGGGGCGUGUAGAUGACCUCUCGCCCUCAGUGGUUGCAGAGAAUGAACGAUGUUGCCAGGUUACAGCUCAGACAAUAGCCGACACAGUUCGAGUUGUGUGGGAGAGCCAGACCCCAGAGAGAAACCUUUUUACCCUCCAAGCGACUUUUACUGCUUGGCCAAUAGCAAAGGCGAUCAGCAGUCUUGUCAGAGACAUGGCAGAUUCGUGUAACCUUCCGUCGGUUCAACGAAUGAAUAACCUGAAACUACUGUGCUCCGUACUUGACUACGUGGAGAGAGAAGGAGGCUAUUGGCACAUCCUGAUAGUUGAUGCUCUGGCUCAAGUGAGGGAAUGGGAUGAGGGGCUGGAAUCUUCAGCGUAG
This is a messenger RNA of Fusarium keratoplasticum, 1851 nucleotides long. RefSeq names its product Zn(2)-C6 fungal-type domain-containing protein. The record is from RefSeq and is a predicted model, not a curated record. Gene Ontology annotation, molecular function: DNA-binding transcription factor activity, RNA polymerase II-specific; DNA binding; zinc ion binding. Gene Ontology annotation, cellular component: nucleus. Gene Ontology annotation, biological process: DNA-templated transcription; regulation of DNA-templated transcription. The transcript is spliced from 6 exons. NCBI's taxonomy places the organism in Eukaryota, Fungi, Ascomycota, Sordariomycetes, Hypocreales, Nectriaceae. Bases 1 to 1851 code for a protein of 616 amino acids.